Molecule: messenger RNA, 459 nt
Organism: Entrophospora sp. SA101
Lineage: Eukaryota; Fungi; Glomeromycota; Glomeromycetes; Entrophosporales; Entrophosporaceae
Source: the annotation of a GenBank genome assembly
AUGAAAUCAUCAAUUGAUAAAUUAGUUGAUGAAGGUUUUGAAGAUGAGUAUGUACAUGUUGCAGGCGAUUUUGGAGGACGAGAGCGGAUUGAAAGAUUUAGUUUUGAUGAGGUUGUUAUGGCUGCCGUUUAUAAUUAUUUUGUCAAAAUGGAUACUCUUUGGAAGGAUUUUAUUGUUUAUGACGACGAUCGCGUUAGUAGUAAAGAAGAGAAAGUGAUUGAUUUAGCUAGCAGCUUGGUUUCAAAGAGUAUCGACUUAAACGACAAUAAUAACGGACAAUUGUCCGUGGAAACCGUUAACAAGUUAGAAUACUGCGAAGCAAUGAUUCAAGAAGUUGGACUUGCAAUACAACAGAAUGAGGCCGAUUGGAAAGAUGCCAAAGCUUUUAACCUUGAUCGUUUCCGUGGAUCUGAUAGAACCAUCAAGGAACAUAGUUUAAUGGUUUUGGUGACGGAUUGA